AUGAUGCCCAUAACACCACUAUACCAACGUCCUCAAAACCACCAUUCACCAACAACCAUCCCCCCACCCGCGUAUAUCACCAUCGACUCACCUGGUAGCGAAGAGGCCUACGACCUCGAAGCAUUCCCACACCAGAACAAGACUCAGCCCGACUACAAUCCACCGCAGUCCACCGUCACCGUCUCGAAAGCAAAACGUCUCCGCCAGCUCGUCACUGCUGCUACAUCCAAGAUCUCAUUCAAUCCCACCAGUACCGCCCUGGAACGCACACGUCUACGAUGUGCCAUCCUCGCCCUCAUCAUCGUUGGACUAGUCAUGGUGAUCAUGCUCGGCGGGAUCUGUGCCCUGAUAGUGCUCGGGAAUGUUUCGGAAGGGAAGAACGGUAAUCUGCAUGUCUUUUUACCCUCUCUAUCACUCCGACAAGGGUAA
Molecule: messenger RNA, 429 nt
Organism: Aspergillus uvarum CBS 121591
Lineage: Eukaryota; Fungi; Ascomycota; Eurotiomycetes; Eurotiales; Aspergillaceae
Exons: 2
Coding region: 1-429 (142 amino acids)
Source: RefSeq, a predicted model, not a curated record